This is a messenger RNA of Panicum virgatum (switchgrass), 1854 nucleotides long. Its product is annotated as transcription factor LATE FLOWERING-like. The transcript has 3 exons. Gene Ontology annotation, biological process: regulation of DNA-templated transcription. The coding region runs from base 587 to 1777 and encodes 396 amino acids. Lineage: Eukaryota; Viridiplantae; Streptophyta; Magnoliopsida; Poales; Poaceae. Gene Ontology annotation, molecular function: protein dimerization activity; DNA-binding transcription factor activity. The record is from RefSeq and is a predicted model, not a curated record.
UGCAGCCAUCAAAGGAGGACCAUCCCACACACAUAUGAUCUGUGCUGUCUCCUCCCUCAGCUCUCCUCUCCUCUCCUCUCCUCCUCCCCCCUCCGGCCUCCCUGUGCUCGCCUAAGCUAACUCAAACGGCGAGAGCCCUUCCGCGAAGCCCAGGCCGGUGCUCUGAUUGCUGAGUGAUUGGUCAAUCACUCCGCCGCCUACUCGACUCCAUCCGCUACCGCCUACACUGCUGCAGCGUUGGGCACAGAUCCUCUCUUAGCUUGCUUCUCUCGUCGUCUUCGCCUCGCUGGUCGUCGUUCAUCUCCGAGCUUAUUGACCGAGCUGCUGGCCGGCCGGCUGGCGGCGGCGGCUCAGCGCCGUUGCUGACGGUGUGUUUACAAGGGCGGCUGUUGGGACUUGGAAGCCGCGCGCGUGGAGGGUGCGCUCGUCGGCGAAGCGAAGCCGCGCGUGUUGUUGUCCCCCACCGUUUGCCAUCUAUCUCAGCAGCAGUCGCGGUUGAUAGAGAAGUGCACAGUUAUAGCGUCGUCCCAGAAUCCCUGCGUCAGUCGUUUAAGCUCCCUUGGAUCGAUCGAGACCGGCGGCGCCGAUGGACGCUACCUUCGGCUGGGCCGGCGCCGGCCACCAUGUCGAUGACUACUUCUCGCGCCAGCAGGUUGGAUGCGGCCGGUUCGAGAUGGACGAGGCCUUCCUCGGCGCCUGCUUUGGACAGCUCCAGUGCGACGGGGUCCUCGCCGCCGCCGGCGGUGGCGACACCGGAGCGUGCCAGGUGAGCUCGAAUUGCGGCGCCUUCGAAGGCGCCGCGGGUAUGGACAGUGACCCCCUCGCGUUCUUGGGCGCGGGGACGGGGGACGCGUUCGACGCCGGCCUCCUCGACGCGGCGCUCGCGUUCACCAGGGAGCUCGGCGACGGCGGGGCCGUGUCGAACGGCGCCAUGCUCUCCAGCUACAGCGGCACCACCGGGGGCAACAUCUCCUCCGGGGAGUCGAACAACUACAGCAGCGGCGGCCACGACACCGAGGUGGUAUCGCCGACGUCCAUCAUGUCGCCCACCACCACGGCGCCGCGGCCGUUCACCCACGCGUCGUCCCACCAGCAGGCGCUCCACGCCAAGCGGAAGGUGGCCGACGAGUACCCGGCGACCGGCAACGCGACAACCGCGCCGGCGCCAGCGGCGCUCCCGCGCCCCGGCGUCGCGAAGCGGCGUGCGGCGACGAACAUCAGCUUCGGCCAGGGCGCCCAGCACAGCGCGCGCGACCCCUCCGGCGGCGGCGGGUACGAGCCGGACAUGGAGGCGAUGGCGCAGGUGAAGGAGAUGAUCUACCGCGCGGCCGCCAUGCGGCCCGUCAACCUCGGCCCCGAAGUCGCCGCGGCGGCGUCCGCGGAGAAGCCCCGGCGCAAGAACGUGCGCAUCUCGAGCGACCCGCAGACGGUGGCGGCGCGGCUGCGGCGGGAGCGCGUGAGCGAGCGCCUCCGCGUGCUGCAGAAGCUGGUCCCCGGCGGCAGCAAGAUGGACACGGCGUCCAUGCUGGACGAGGCGGCGAGCUACCUCAAGUUCCUCAAGUCCCAGGUCCAGGCGCUGGAAACCCUAGGCACCAGCAGCAAGAGCACGAGCACGAGCGGCGUGCCAAGCAGGUCACAGCACUACAACUAUUUCGGCAGCAGCAGCAGCAGCAACCCGGGCUUCCUUGGAUUGCCGAGAAGGAGCAGUAACAUCUCUCCAGCUGGGUAUGUAAAUCCUAACGGAUCGACGACGAAUACUGGCAGCAAAUUGUUGUAGCCAGUAACUGUUCGUGUAUGACUGUGCCUGCUGAGUGGAUUAUACACGUAACAAGCAUGAUGCAUGUUGCUGUUUCA